Messenger RNA from Gallus gallus (chicken), 13851 nucleotides. RefSeq names its product potassium channel tetramerization domain containing 1 (gene KCTD1). Gene Ontology annotation, molecular function: transcription corepressor activity; transcription factor binding. Lineage: Eukaryota; Metazoa; Chordata; Aves; Galliformes; Phasianidae. The record is from RefSeq and is a predicted model, not a curated record. Gene Ontology annotation, cellular component: nucleus. Bases 12222 to 13019 code for a protein of 265 amino acids. The transcript is spliced from 7 exons. Gene Ontology annotation, biological process: protein homooligomerization; negative regulation of DNA-templated transcription.
GGCACUGCCCCAGGGCAGUGACCCCAGGGAGAGGAGCGGUGAGAAGGAGCUGUCCCAAAUUGCACAGCUGUUUGCUGAGUGACGGUGAGUCGGAGCCCUCAGCUAUCCUCAUUUAAAAAGGGUGGUCAGGUAUGUAUCGUAGCAAAUUUAAAGCUUAGGCUGGUUGUUCUGGUGAGAAGUCUAAUUUACCGUAAUUGCCUUUUUUUUUUAAUAAUGAGCCGAUCCAUUUGGGAUGUCUCAAUAACCAUUACCUAGUUAAGAUGAUGGCUUAAUUUGGAGCUGCUGUUACGAGUGUGGGCACGCUGGCCUCGAGCUGCUCGGUCUGGGUGCUGCGGUGUGAUGCUUCAAGGCUGCAGAGAUUGACUUUUGAACUGUACAAAAACUUUCACUGACUUGCACGGGAGCUGUUCAAUGAGAGGUGAAAGGAGCACUCAGGAUAUGAGUGAAUACAAAUAUCUUCUGGUUUUGUGGGUUUGUAAGUUCCCAUAAAUCAGUCAGCGAGUUCCCAGUUGUGACAACCGCAUGUCCCGUGCUCGGGCACUGCAGCUGCCACAAACCCCAGCAAAGGCUGCAGUCAGCCCAUAAGGAGCAGCAAGGCAGACGAGUGGCAUUUAAAACACAGGGCACAGUCUGGCAGAUUUCUGCCUUGGUUUUUUUUCAGACUGUCAGUGCACCAGCAGACUCUUAGAACCACCCUCCCUUUCCUCCGUGUCCCCCACCUUGCUACUUUUAUCAAGCAACGGAAAUCCAUGGAGGGAUUUUCUAGGAGAAGUGAGAUGAAAGCUUUUAUGGGCUUGUUUGUAAGGAUUUCGUAGAAUCACAGAAUGGCUUCGGUUGGAAGGGGCCUGAAGGAUCAUCCAAUUCCAACCUCCUGCUGUGGGCAGGCAGUAGAUCAGACUCAGUAUUUUGUACUGCUUGUUCUAAGGAAAUGCUUGUGUUAAUGAGCACUCAUCGUGAAACAUGGGAAAGAAAUUGGUUAGAAGAGGAAGCGGGACGAUCCAUGAGUCCCCACUUUCCUCUGUCUUUACAGGAGCUAGGGUCCAUAUGGGGCAGCAGCCAGUCCGGCUGCUUCCUGACCUGCCCAGUGGGAUCCCCAUCCAGGGACCCGGGCCUACCCUGCUUGGCUCAAGACUGGGGAGAUUGCAGCACAAACGAGGCGCUUUGUUUCACAUCGUGGAUGCACCGAUUAAACCUCGUAGUUAGGAGACUGGGCAUACUGAUGUUCUCUCCCUCUUUUGCAUUGCACAACAGUACAGACACCCAGACAUCUGCGAGCUAGCAGAUUUGAUCUGUGUUCCUAAGGAUUAUGAAAUUCUGGUUGUAUAUAAAUUUGCUGUCUGAAGCAUGAUUUAUGAAGGGUGCCUUGCCUCUUGUAACUAGCAUUAUCUCCCUUUCUUUAGGUUUGCGAGGCAGAUGUUCUGACUUCUCCAGUAUGCUGUCCAUAAUGUGGUUUUUCCUCAUCUUCUGUGCUGCCUACUUACUUUCUGAAGCUGUUCAGCUGAUAAGCAAAAAACUUUAUCUUCCUUAGCAUUUGGGCCUGGUGCUGGCUGGAUUACCAAAAAUGCAAAGCAAGGCGUGCAUUUGUUUUGCACUGUUCAGGAGCUAUCUAAAAUACUUGGAAGCAUGUGGUGGUUCUUAUUUUUGUUCCAUUUCCUCAAUCCUCUGUUAUAAGUGCACUUUCUCUUGCUAAUCUGCUGUCUGAAAUACUCUUUGUUCGGGAAACGAAGUCUAUUUCUGUUGUAAUCAGGGCUAAGAAUUCAGCUGCAGGGUCACUCUGGUACUGCAGAGUUCACUGACCACGUUUUGCUGCUGGCAGUCCCAGCUUUGGUCCCUUUACACAGAUCAAUGCCAGGCUAACCCCAUUUAUUGCUACUACUGAAUCAAAGCUCUGCUGCUUCUACUUAAUUUAGCUCAAAAUAGACAUAAUGCAAACAAGCGUCAGCAUGGCAAAAGAGCGAGAAGAAGGGGAGGAAGAAAAAAGGUGUGUUUGGGUUUUGGUUUGUUGGUUUGUUUUUUUUUUGAAUUGAAGAUACCAAAUGGUGCCAGGAUUCAGAUGGGAGGAAUUAGUUUGCACUGUGUUAUUGGACUCUUUAUAAAAAAUAAUAGUCAUCGUUGAUUCUGAUCUGUGCGGUAGGGUUUAUCUGUCUGUCUGUCUGUCUGUCUUCCAUUUCCUUUUUGUGUUCAAGAUCUCUUCUAAUAUAACAGCUACUGCUUCAGCUUAGGCACACAUUCUGAUUUCUUCUGGGUUUUGUAGUCCCACCGAUGUCACCCCAGUUUGCGUUGUCUUGGUCAUGUGAGGUGAGCCUCCAUCCUUACUACUGGGUACCCAUCACCAAUUACCUCUGCUUCAGCCUCAUGGAAACUUGCAGACUGGCUUGUGGUCAGGUGAAGUUCCUGCUGGCAGGAGCGCUGUUCUUUGUGAAGCUAACCGAUGUUGAGCCUUUUGUAAGGUCCGUCACGGUGAGGUGGGUUACAAGGCCUUGUUUAAGUGAACGGGGCAGGUAACACUGCUGUGGCUAUCAUGCUUUGUGACUGCACUGUAUUUUUUUUCUGUAGCUGUGGCACACCUCUAUCUGAGAAAACAUCGGGCUCCUGAGGAUGUUACUUGGAGCUGAGAUGACAGGACCUUUAUGGCGUGGUUGGCAACCCGCCACUGUUUCCAGCUAGGACUGGAUUUAUAAAUUCCACUGCCACACCUCAUUCCACACAGCUUUCAAAUAUGUGCAGUAAGGCACACACAUACCCUCACUGCUUGUUGUCUCCUGGGCUGCAGCCCUGUUCCCUCUGCAGGGCAGCAUGGAUGGAAAUCCCGAGAUUUAGUGUUUCUGAUAAACAUGAAGAGAUCCCAUCCUUCCACUCCGCUCCUUCCCCUAACUCAUCCCCUUCAGUUCUGCAGCUCCAGGGCACCGCUCAGCAGAAAUCAAGUGUUCAGUGUGUGUAUGUCUAUAAUGGGAUUUAAGAUGACAGCCAUGAGACAAAUCCAUCGUUUAGGAAUUGUUGAAGUUAAUUUCUGCCCCCUCUGCUACAUGCUCAUCACAGGUCUUCUGAAACUUUCCCUCUUUGCUCCAAGUGCUCUUAUUUUGUCAUUACAAUUCAGCUGUUCCUGAAGGCAAGCUUUUGUUCCGUGGAAGAGACCAAAGCAAAGCUUAAAUGUUUUUUGUGUUUCACCACCCUUCUCCACACUCUCGCAAAUUAAAUGCCUCCUCCUCCAGCCUACCCUUUUCUCUUCUGGCAGGGCUCUGUUGCCCCAACAAGGGAAGCUUUGUCUCCCCUCUCCCACUCCCAGCACACGCUUGGCUUCCCCAUUGCCUUCUGUUUUUGCCUCUUGGAGACUCUGCAGCCUCCCUGCUUUCCUGCCUGGUAUGAUGGGACAGAGCUGCAGGUGUCCUGUGCCACGUCCCUGAACACAGGGUGGGCAGCGCAUCAAGUCCUAGGCUUUCUGGCCUUUUCCCCAAGCUUACCCACUUUCAGAGAAAGUCCUUUGCAGGAUUAUCCUCCAGAUUCAAUCUGGAUUUGCUCUUUCAACACCCUGAGAUGUAUCACUGUGUGACUGUCCCUUCGUGAGCUGUUAAGUCUUCCUCGCGUGAUGCUUCCUUCCAUUCCUCAUAUGUCCAUUGGAAGCUAGUGGUUUUGUUUUGAUUUUUAUUCACAUUAAGGCAGUAGUUUUGUGAAGAACAGCCUAAGUGUUGGCAGUCCGCUGCAUGGUGCAUUUGACUAGCAUUCUCCACAGCAUGCAGUGUCUCAUUCCCUGUGUGCCUGGGAGAAGCCUCCAGUGGUGUCUCCUUGAUAAAUAAGAGACAGGGUCUCAAAAUCAUUGUUUGUUGUGUGGUUUGCUUUUUCUUCUUCUUUUCUUUUUUUUCUUUUUGUGUUUUUGUUUGUUUUGGUUUUGGUUGUUUGUUUUGUUUCAGGUAGAGGUAGGAUUCCGUUCCUGCCUACUUUGUGUAGAAAAUAUUUUUUAACCUAGUUUUUUUUCCUUGGAAGUCAAACUCAUUUUGCUGCAUUAAGUCAUUUAGAUUUGAUUGGAAAUCAAAUAAAUUUUGAUGCAUUAGGGCUGCUCUGAAAGUAAUGCCUCCUAUUUUAUGUUGGCCUGUGACAUCUGAGGCGGAUGUUGGUGCUAUGGCAGAUGUUGAACCUUCUCACCAAUAUCCCAAUAUCCACGUAAUGAGUGUUGCUACCAUGUGACAAAUGGCAGCAGAGGAGGAAUCUGACAAAUUGAUGUCUGAUAUGGAAGUGCGUAUGAAGCAAUGGUGCGUCACUGAAUUCCUCUGUGUGGAGAAAAUGGUACCAGAUCUUAAGUUAUCGUGUCUUCUAAGCACACCAUUAUUAUAUACUCAAACUUUUAUCCUAAAUAUUUUUAGAUAGACCCGGUCCUUGUGGCUUGAUCCUUCUCUGAAGUAUUUUGUGUGUGUGUGUAUUGCAGAAGCCAGGUGUAGUUCAGAGUGGUUUAUUUUGGACCUGAGCUAUUUAUAGAGGGUGCGUCCCCUUGUUAGCAUGGUCUUACUAGUUUGUACCACUGGUUAUUACCACUCAAGAUGCUCAUUGGAGUUGAUUUCUGUGGCUCUUGUUAGGUGAAGUCUUCCCCCCACAGAGGUAAAAGAUUUCUUCAGGUGUUGUUUUGAAUGAGAACAAUUUCACAUUAAGCUUACUGCCUCAGCAGUGUUUAAAUUAGGCUAACUAACCUCUUGGCAAUGGCCAACUUCUCCAAGAACUCAGUUACAGAAUAACCUACCAAAAAGAGAAAUUUAAUACCUGAACUCCUUCCACAUGGGGUUGGUCCAGUUCUUGCCAGUGGCAGUGCAUGCCCUUAGGUUGUCUGAUGUAGCUUCUGUAUGUUUUAAAAAUGAAGCAACUUUGUGUAAUACAAGCUUGGCUUUUAUUUUCUUGGUAAAGCUGCCUGUUGCCCUUUUUCUUUCUAGCUGUCCCAGAAUCAUCUUGUUUGGUCAUUCGGAAGAAUACAGAAAUACUGCUGGCUUCUAUGUUACAGUAUACCUAUCUUUAGCAUGAGUUUGAUGAUGUGUCUUUAUUUUUUUCUUGGCAGUUUGAAAUGCAUGUUGUGUGUUAGAGAAAUUAAAAACCAUUAGCUAGAGAAAGUUAAGGUAGGUAGUUUUUUGCUGAGGGACAGACAUGGUCUUUAAUGCUUCUUUAGACAUAUUCAUUUCUUUUUGUUGUCCAAGCACUGGCACUUCGUGUGUUUAGUAAUAACCAAAGCCCAAAACCAGACUCAGAAACAGCCGAUGCAAAGUUAAUGAAUAUUAUAUGACACUUUUCCUGAUAUUCUGAGGGGGUGUGUGUGGUCUAUUGCAGUGUCAGACCAAGCAGAAGUCUUUUAAUAUGAAAUUGCGAGUUUGCUGAGCUAGUUAGCAGAAACCCUUCUGUCUAAAACUAGUUAGCCAGCUGCUGCUUCAUGAAGUUGGCGAUAGCAGUGAUGGCUUCAGCAUGCAUACGGCUCAUGGUUAUAUAGAUUUGUGGUUAAUCCACCCUUGUGGGCAAAAAACGCUAAAAUUAGCUGGCAAAUGGGUGUUUUUAUUGUGUGAGCUACUACGACUACUUGGAGGAAUCCCUACAGGUCUGAAAACAAUAAUAAUCAAAAUUGUAUUUCUUAGCCUUGGAUCCAAAAGUAUCUUUUACACAUAAUGGAAUCAAAUGAACCAAAUCUAAAGUAUGCUUUGUUCCUAUGCCAUAUGUUCGCCGUCUUGCCAAGCACGCUUCUCUCCUCCUAGAGCAGGAUCCUGUGUUCGCCUCUCCUCAAAUCCUGCCCUUCAUAUCAUGCAAAAAAGUCACUGCUUGACCUGACAGUUGUGUGGAUACCAUUCCUUUUCUCUUUUCGUCUCUAAGUGUUUUCCCAGUGUUUAAGAAAACUUCAAAACAAAACGAAACAAAAAAAACAGAGAAGAGGUAAAAGCAAACUAAAAAGUACUGCAUUAAUGAAGCCUUUUAAGUUUAAUUGAGGACUUCAGCCCCUUUCCACUAGCUGCCUCAAAGCGUACCUCCUUCUAUGAUGGCUUUAACAUCCAAAGAGCAUCAGUGUUUUGGUAUGGAGCAGGGGUAGGAAAGUGUCUGGGUGGCCGAGGGCUGUUUACUCAGCUCCUGUAUGCAGUGGUGUGUCCAUAGCCUGCUAGAAUUGCUCUUGGGAUACCUCAACCAUCUUGUGUCACUUUGCGUAUGUGCCUUCAACAUAAGCCUGAUUCCCCUCCCAGCACCUGUAUGUUGUUAUGCUGCCUGUCCCAAGGUAUUAAGUAACCUACAUGCGUUUUGAAACAGCUAAUGAUAAAUAAGGCGAUUUCUCUCACGAUAGUGCUUGGACUUUUUCAUUCUCCUGCUUAUUAUGAAAUAUGUAGGCUGAUAAUUUUAAUGAGAGUUACAAGAGGAGAGAGAAACUUUUAGCCAGCCCUGGAAAUGCAUGGGAUCAUUUUAGAGCUGAGUAAGCUCUCCUUAUUGCAAUCUGCAUUAACCAGGACUUCCGAAAAGCCUGUUGUUUCAGUCUGAUCAGCUCUGAUGAAGUUCCAGCAAGACUCAUUUUGCCAAGGAAAUUCAACCAUGUUCUCUCCAGCUCUUGCAGCACUUCACAGGCUGGUGUGCCCAGCUGUGCCUGCAUCCAGAGGAGGAGGCUGUGAGAGUAGCGUGUAGGAUACGGAGCAAGGGAGACUCGUCCUGAGGGCCCACUGGGGCCAGAGCCUCUGAGACAAGGAGGACGUAGCAGUUGAAACUGUCCUGUCAGACCUGAUGGCACCACUGCAGCCCAGACAUCUCCUCAGAGAGCUACCAUCAGUGUAAAGGUGAAGAAGAAGAAAAAAGAGCAUUGAUAUGUGUGAAGUGCAAAAAGUCUAAAGACUUUUUGCAAAGGGUCCGAGCCACUUCCUUUGUGUCUGUUCUUCAGAAUGAAGGUGAAGAGAAGGCACUGCCACGGCACUUAGGAGACUGAGAAGCAUCUGGCAUACUCUGUGCUGUGCAUGGUCAUCUCUGAACACCUUGCAGGGCUGUCUGAGGGGCCAGCACAACCUGGUGUUCUCUGCAGAUGUGGCGUACCAUGGCCAAAACCAGAGAACUCACUGUGAGGACGUCACUAGUCAUGGAGGAUACUAGGGAUGGGUUUUCACCUUCCAGCAGAACAAGCUUCCCAGACACAUAGCUCUGUAUCUCUUUGUGCUUGUUACACCUUCCAGAGGAGUUGUUUGUACUGUACUGAUACUGUUUAUAUUGAAUAAAUCCUUUCUCCAGCCUCUUUGUUGUGGUGACUGUUUCUGCUGAGCUGGAACAAAGUGGAGGGUACUUACUAAAGCAUUGUGGUGAGACGUGAUCACAAUUUUUUUUAAUCUUUAAUGAAAUGUUUAUUUUGAAAAAAGUGUCUCCUUGGAAUGAGGACACUUCUGCAGGAGCCAAAUUAGAGUCAUCUUAAUGUUCUUGGUUUGCAUGAGGGACAUGAAGCAGGGUUUUGUGCAUCCCCAUGAGCUCCCCUAAGGAUCAGUCCACUGUUAUUUCAGAGUCAAGGAGCACAGCUGACUGUGAGAUAUAAAUGGCUCCUGCUGUGUACUAAAGGAAAAAACCCUUGUGCUUUGGAAGACUUUUAGCUGUUUGGAUUCAUUUUUGACGCAGUGGCAUAUGUACAUUCAAAGAUGUUUCUGUUGGAAAUUGCUGGUGUGACUGUGCUGACUACUUUUGCCACUUCAGGUGGUUCCUCGACACAAAGCUGUGAAGAGAAACAUCUAUCUCUCAUGGCUUUCUACUGUAAGAAAAUAUAAUGAUUGGAUUUGUUGCAAUAAACUGUUGCAUGAUUAUCAUUUCUUCUGGCCUGCCUAGAUGAGACAACUUGUCCUCAUCUCCCCCUGAAACGUCCAAGAAUGUUUGAAGUACGUAGCUGUGACUUUCUCAACAGGGAUUAUGGUUUGAAUUGUGACAGGGAGGAUCCAAUAAUUUUACAGUUUGGUACAAAGACUAGAACUGAAUCAUACUGAGUAGUAUUUAUACAUUCCUUCUUGAGCUAAGCAGGCUCAUGGGCAGUGUGUUUGCUAUAUUAACCCUGUCCAGAUAUGCCUUGACCCACAGCCUGAAAUGAUCCUCUUGGUCACAGGAGUUAAGUAGAUGCUUUGAACUUGAAUGUUGAUCCUCCAGUGAGUGAGCUAGGGUUGUCUUAUAGUGGUGUGGUUUUUGUCAAGGUUCUUGGCUUGAGAAGGGAACUGAAAUGACUUUGAUUAAGACCACAGAGUGUAAAUAACACUUCUGAAACCACUUCUAAUCAUAGCAUCCUAACAUGAGCUAAUAUUUUCAGGGGGGAGGAGGCCUCUUGUUUCUUUGAUUUUGUAUGCUUAGCAGUCCAUUGUAAUACCUCAUAUUCUUCAGAUAUCUCUUAUUUCUUCCAUUUGCCACCAGAUUGGCAUGGUUACUGUGUUGUUCUUUGGUAGACCAGAUGUUCUGGUGCACAUCUCAGCCCUACAGCUGUGUGGUUUUUUUUUUUCAGCCUGGAUGUAAAUGCUUAUUCUUUAACAAUACUAUUUAACUGAGUUGAUGAGAAAAAAAGGCAGAGAGGUGAGGAUAUCUGAGAGGUUUCCACCAUGAUCCUCAGUACCAUUUGGUAGAAAACCUUCUUGAUCCUAAGGAUUUUUGUAGACUCAGGGAAAAGUUCAGGCAAGGCUGCUUUUGGUUCCUUUGACUCUACAUGAGGGCUCACAUAGGGCAGAAAGUGAGAAGUGGAUUCAAAUGUACUCGAAAGACCCGGACCUAUCAACUACUUGUUAUUUGAAGGCUCCCCCUAGUAAUAGCAGGUAAACAGAGGAGACCCAAAUUGUUUUUCUCAUAGGGUAGUGGUUUUGUUUGCUGAACCAAAACUUCAGUGUCCUGUAAGACCUAAAUAUCUUUAACCUGCCCAGCAUAUAGCUUUCAGCAGCUCUUUUGAGUAUGUAGUUUGAGCAAUAAAUUUGUUCUGGGUUUGAAAUCGGAACUCAUUAAUUUGAAAAGUUGUUGGAAUCAAAAUAUUGGAGGGCAAAUAAUGAUAAAUGUUUUACAAAGUAUCUCAAGUAUUUCAGUCCACAGGAAGUGUUGUGAAACCUGGGAUUUCCUGUUCUUAUUUAAUUUUUUUCAUAGGAUAAAUAUUGAAAUGUUUGGAAAGGAAAGAUACCAAGUGGAAAAGUGAACUGCUCGGAGAGCUGGAAGGCAACUGCUCCUAUAGCCAGCACAGACUCUGGCUGUGCUCUGUGUCCCACUCAUGAAUAAGUCGGUGCAAUUCCCAAGGCAGAAAACCACCUCCAUAAUCUCCCUCCCAUGUGGGAGCAGCCAUGGUUGAAGUACAAACCCUUCCUGAGCACAGGGACCUACGUGAGACAGAGCACACCAAGGCAGGCUGCUGAGGAGCCUUUUGGUUGUUUUUGUCACCAGGUAUUUUAAAUAGGUUGUAAUUAUCCAGAUCCCACUGAGUUUGGUUUCUACGACUCCCUUCUCUCUUCUGAGUGUUUCUAAGGAAUGGUAUUUGUAAUCACUUCAGGUUAGUGGAAGUUUAAUUUACCAGUAGUGCCUUAUUGUGACCACUUUUUUUCUAUCAAGCUUGCUCAAUUCAUAUUUGCGAUAGUUCUGGAUGUUCUUUCAGGGAGACUAUCUUCCCAUCUCACUGUCUCCGUAGCUGAACUACUACAACAAUUUAACUCAAAUCUGUUAAGCAGAGUAGCCUUAACACCAUGCCUGUUGAACAAUGAUCUUCUCUGCUAUGCUGGUGGCACGUGCCACACAGAAGAAGCUGUUUUUUAAUCACUCAGUUCUCUGAAUCCCAUUUCUGCAUCAAUUUCUCAAGGGCAACUGGAUAGAAGUAGUAGAAUAGCAGAGCUACCACUGCAUAAUUUCAAAGUGGUCACCAAAGGAGGAGUGAAAGAGUUUCAUCGUUAUAAGCUAGGGCUGGAGCAGCGUUAGGUUAUUGUGUUUAAUAUCUAAAUGCUGAACACUCAAGCGUUGUUUCUUGAGGCAGAACGAUGCAGGUAGCUUGAAGGAGGAACGCUGAAAAGGAGGAUGGUGAAAUAAAAUAGCAAAGGUUUUAAUAUAGUUAUAUUUAUUUAUUUAUUGGGAGUUUUAGUAGGCAAACCGUGUACAGGGCUGCUUGGUUAUGUCUCACUUUUGGAAACCAGUGCUGUUUUCUUACCUUUUUUUUUUUUUUUUUUUGCCUUGUGAAAUGCCCACGGUCUUUUGAGCUAUCGCCCAUUCUCGCAGUGAUGUUUAUCCUAUGCCUUGUCCUCCUGUUUCAUAUGCCCAGCACUAUCACAGCUCUGCUGAAUGAGGUCCCAGCCUAACUACAAUAUUAACCCUGCAAAUCUGUUCAUUUUCUCCCGAGCAGCCCUGGGCAGGAUAUACAGGAGAAUGUGUCCAAUUGAAAAACUAUUACAGGCUCCACAGUGCUGCAGUCUGCUAAAUUGUUACAGGGCUGUGUUUUUCUGACUGAGAGGAUCCCAGUAAGGGGGUGAUGAUGUCUAUUUCAUAUAAGUUGCGGAAUUUAUUUCUCUCUUUGGUCUCAGCUUUCUUUGUUGGCUUUUCAAAUUGUUUGCCUGCUUUUGAGCACUGAAAUGCGUUCCCUACCCCACCGUGAGCGCUUUAUCCUCAGUCGGUAUCGUUUCUUGCCUUCUUAUUUUCACCUUUCCAGUCAUCGUUUUUAAUUUUUUCUUCAUUAUUUUGCUAAGUACCUUGCUGCAGAUCAGUAACAUCUUGGGUGGUGGUUGUACCGCAUAGCAUUUAUAGCAGACAUCAGUUUUGCAUAGCGUGUGUACUGUAUUUUGUCUGGACUUGUCUUCAUUGUGCUGCAGGCACCUCCUCAAGCAAUUGUAGUGAUUAAGAGUGGUAUUUCUGCAAAUUUAUAUUAACUUCUGCUUAUGUAGAAACGGGGAGGGGGGGGGGGGAAAGGCAAAACAAGCAGCACCCCCCUGGACCCCAACAUCUAAACCAGGCGUUUUUCUUCAUCCUCUUCAUUUUUAUCAGUAUUUGACCAAAGCUUUGCUUUUGUGUAUGAAAGAAAAUUAGUUAAGUACCUUGUGGUUUAUAGAUGCCUUUUGUUACGUAUUACUUGAAUUUAUUGUGCAACGCUGGCCUGUAAAUCAUUUCGGUGAGACGUUUACCUGGCUCACGUUGCCUGUAUGGUUUGAAUCUUUAGCAGCCAUGAAAAACAUACGUGUUUUCAACGGCCAAGGGCUUCGCCAGUCCAAAUUCCCCGUAACUCUGCUUCGGCGAGGCUUAGUACCCAGCUCUGUGAGAUGUUUACAAAGAAGCCAUUAGGUUUUGCAGCUAAAAGACGUGUUGAAAGAACAAAGAGAGUUUUGUGAUGAAGUGUAUCUGACUUCUCGCUGCUUUGCUUACCUUUUAAAUGUAAAACUGUGUAAUUUGCAAGGGCUUUUAUUUCUCAGGGCAUCUCUAUAAGAUUCCACCAGCGUGGAGCUUUCCUUCAGUAGAAAGCGCGGUCGUCCCAAAACCGCUCUCGAACGCAUUUCUAUUUUAAUCCCCAGCUUUGAAUACAGCCUGCCUUACUGGCUCGGGCAAAUGGCUCUGCCCUGCCCCACCCCGCCGGGUGCGCAGACGAGGAGCACGCUGCUCGCUGGCGUUACAUCCCUGCCUUUGUGACUAAAAGUUGGUUUCAUCAGCAUCAGCUCCCGCUCCACUUUGGGAGUCCGCCUGCCCGGGGAAGCCGCUCAGACCCGCCGCCUAUGUGGGGCACGCAGGGGCAGCUCUCGCCAUCCGUGUAACUUUUAAAUGGAAGAUGUCUUUCUCAAAGGCUGCCGAUGUCCAGUGGUGUGCAGCGCGUGAGCAGUUGACUAGUCCAGGUGUUUCUGCUUCUGUUUCCGUGCUAUGUGAGUUGGAAAUUCGAGAGAAGAGUGUGCAGAAUGGAGGAGUUGAGGGUUCGUAUUUCUCUUCUGACUGCAUAGCGAUGACGGAGGGCUUGGGAAGGAGCGUAAAUUCUACCUGUGGGUUUUAAUUAAAGAAAAUAGUAAUUGUUCUUAGUCUUUCUGUCUGCGGCUCGUGGUGCUUUUGUCAGAGACUUUAUCAGCUCUGAAAUACGAGAAUGAGCGUCUUUCUCUCUUCUGUACGGGUCGUCUGUCAUAAGCAGUGUUCAGGAGGAACUUGUAUCAAACGUGAUUUCUACUUUGUGGGCUUGAUCGUUGCAUUCUGCCACGCUUUGCCUAUUUGAAACGCAGCCAGUUGAGACUUUCGCAGAUGGAUUGAUUUUAAAAACUGCCAAGAUUUGUCUGUGCUUUAAUAAGAUGAAAAUGGACAGUCGGCCCAAUAUGUCAAGACCUCUGAUCACUAGAUCCCCUGCAUCUCCAUUGAACAAUCAAGGCAUCCCCACUCCAGCACAACUCACAAAAUCCAACGCACCAGUUCACAUUGAUGUGGGUGGGCACAUGUAUACCAGCAGCUUGGCCACGCUUACAAAAUAUCCCGAUUCCAGAAUCGGCAGGCUCUUUGAUGGCACAGAGCCCAUCGUCCUCGACAGCCUCAAGCAGCAUUAUUUCAUCGACAGAGAUGGGCAAAUGUUCAGAUAUAUCUUGAAUUUUUUAAGAACAUCGAAACUCCUCAUUCCUGAUGAUUUCAAGGACUACAGUUUGUUAUACGAAGAAGCAAAGUAUUUCCAGCUUCAGCCCAUGCUAGGAGAGAUGGAAAGGUGGAAACAAGACCGGGAGAGUGGCCGCUUCUCAAAGUCUUGUGAAUGCCUGGUGGUGCGUGUUGCCCCAGAUCUCGGUGAGAGGAUCACACUGAGUGGUGAUAAGUCAUUGAUAGAAGAAGUGUUUCCAGAAAUUGGUGAUGUGAUGUGUAAUUCUGUCAAUGCCGGCUGGAAUCAUGACUCGACGCAUGUCAUCAGAUUUCCACUGAAUGGAUACUGCCACCUCAACUCAGUUCAGGUCCUUGAGAGGUUACAGCAAAGAGGAUUUGAGAUUGUUGGCUCGUGUGGAGGUGGAGUGGACUCUUCCCAAUUCAGUGAAUACGUACUGAGACGAGAACUCAGAAGGACAUCUCGUGCACCCUCCGUCAUUCGAAUAAAGCAAGAGCCUCUGGACUAAAAUGGACAUGUUUCUUUAUGCAAAAAAAAAAAAAAAAAAAAAAAAGGAAAAAAAAAAAAGAGAGGAAAAAAAGGGGGACGUUUCAUGUGCAGUUUGGACUCCAAACAAGUCCUGGAAGUAAAACUGAAUAAAAGACACAUUUAUAUCAAAUAUAGAGACCACACCUGAAUUCAUAUGGGAACACUUGGAAUAGUAGUAAUAAUAAAAACCUCAAGGUGUAGAAGAAAACACACACACACACAUAUAUAUAUGUACCUACAUACAUAUAUAUAUAUGUAUGUAUACAUCAAAGGGUAGGAAAUGAAAUGACAAACAAGUGGUAGAUGAGGUUGGUGCUGUGAUGGCCAUUAAGUGUCCUAAGCCUUCCUUGGGCCCACUUAACGGUGUACAAGCCAUUACCAUGGGGGGGAUUCGUACACAGCUCAUAACACAUUUUCCAUUGCCACUCAUCCACUUUUUAAUGUCUACACACCUUGAUUCAACUCUACUUGCAUAUGGAGGUUUAUGUCUGUCUUUUAGAGGUGGAUGGGCAGGCGUUCAGGAGACGGCCAUCCAUUGCAUUGAAAAGCUACUCAAAUGAAAUUUUAAGUGUAGUUUGUACAGAAGUCGCACACGUUUUGUCUGCCCUCACAGAUGUGAAAGCUUAACUUUUCUUUUGAAUGAAUUUUUUGUUGGGUUUUUUUUGUUUGUUUUCCAUUUUGUUUUGUGUUUUUUUCAAAGGGGGCCAGAAAAAUUAAUAUUUGGUAGAGACGCUCUGGUUUGAAUCUGCUGCUUUCCUACAAUUUUUCAAAUUUUAUAAUGUAUUAAAUACAAUAAACUCUGUUUAAAGUAA